Messenger RNA from Yarrowia lipolytica CLIB122, 2730 nucleotides. RefSeq lists its product as uncharacterized. Lineage: Eukaryota; Fungi; Ascomycota; Dipodascomycetes; Dipodascales. Gene Ontology annotation, biological process: protein secretion. The record is from RefSeq and is a predicted model, not a curated record.
AUGAAAAUUGAAGAGAUCUUCGAUGAUGAAACGACAACCAAACCCCAGCUAAAACCCGGGCACACCACAGCACAGGUCAGAUCGGACAAGGACAUUGAAAUGGAGAUAGACGACGAUAUCCAGAAGAAGGUGCAGAACCUGAAGGUGGAAGAUCUGGAGGAUCUAGAGAAGACAGCGGUGCCCACGGCAAAGGAAUCGAUGGCGCUAGAUGCUGUGUUGAAGGACGCAGAAAACCUGGCCGAAAUCGGUGUUGUGGACAACAAGAUCAACGUUACAGCAAUCUGCCAGUACCAGUUCGGUCCCGAGGUGGAUCCCGACAUCAAACGGUACUAUUUGACAUCUGCCAAGGGGGACGAAGAUUCGGAGGAGGGUAAUUGCCACAAGAAGCGCAAGUCUGUGCCCGACUUCCGUCCAUCUGCUGUGACUAUCUUGUUAUCAGUACUAAACCUGAUCCAGAUGAGAGCCAAUGCUACAGUCCACAACAAGGACAUUAUUUCCAUCAGUUUGAACGACAUGAAAACGGUGCACAAGAUUCUGAACAUGGUGGUUGUUGAGGGUCUAUAUGGAGGUCUGGACCCUUCUCUACGGUCUGACUUGGAGAAACGAACACGAUUACGUCCUUCUACGACAGAGCAAGACCCGAUCUUGGCAGAAAUCACAUACAAUGGCAUUUCUGAACUCAUCAACGACGGUGGAGAUGUGGGAGGACUUAUUCUAAGAGCAGGGUACUAUGGAGAUGUGUUUUUGUUGGCGUCAACGCUCAAGAGGGCUGACUUUAUGGACAAGAUUGAUACGUACCAGCUGUACAGUAUUCUGACUAGAUUGGCCAAGAACCAUCCGUUGGUCACUUCUACACUGUCGACUCUUCCCAUGCGACCAGAUGGAGUCGCUUCUUUCAUUGACUUUGUGCUUACCUCAGGAGAUAGCAGUAAGAACCUGCUGAUGGAGAAGGUGGUUCAGGUGCUGACGGCUGUUCCAAAGGGUGUUCCUCCCCGAGACUUCUUCCAGUCCGUCUUUGGGCAAAUUCGACACAUUUUGACGUUGGCCUCAGAUACGGACUCGUCCAAAUUUGUGGUCGACUUUGUCGCAAAGUUGUACGACAUGCCCAAGUUCCACAAAAUCGUGCAGUUUGAGAUCAACAACCAUGUUCUCAAUGUGUUUAGACCAUCGCGGGAAAAGAUUGAUUCUGUGGAACUCAACCACGUGGUUAUUUCUUCCAAACAGCUCGAGCAGGCUCUCGUUACUCUCUACAACCUCCUUCGAGUGGAACAACCCACGACAGACAUCAUGGACAAGAUCAGCACCAACCUGUGGUACUAUGCAUACUCGGAACACAAACAGAAGUUGCAACCGCGAAUGUACCGUUUCCUUGCCGAGUAUAUCAGCAAGCAGCGACUUGUGACUGUCGAUAACACUCUCAGACAGAUCUACAACAACCUCGGACAGACAGGAAUCUACCAGACAGACUUUCACGCAGACGGGGACGGUCGAUUGGAGCUCCGGCGAGUCUCAGAGGCUUCUACUUCACCCAUGUCUAUUCUGUCGGAGGUUGAUGAUCGGGUGAGUUUGUUUGUGCGCCUUCUAGGAGAGGCAAAAAACCCUCAGGUGGUGUCUAACAUGUUCACUGAGACUCUGGUGAGAUACCUGGAGCAUUCUCAGACUGAUGAUGGAGAUCCUAUUGGCCAGCUGAUCAAUGCGAAGCUCAUGGAGGGUUUGAUGAUGGGUCACAAGGGUCUGAUUGCCAAGAGUCCUGAAAAGAUUGUCGAGCUAGUCAUCAAGCUGCUAGAGGGGUACGAGAAACAGAAGGCUCCAGUCUAUGAUGAUUCAGACGACGAUAUGGCAGAUUCGGAUGAUGAGAUGGAGGGAGAGGAAAGCAUGGUCAAGUCGUCUCUUGACAUUCUUUCGGCUUUAGCUCUGGAAGAUGCAAACGUCUCGGACGCCAUUCCUGUGGUGGAACAGCUCAUGAAGCGAGAUCCUUCGUUACAGCAGACUUGCCAAACAUUCCUGGACUCUGUUAAACAGUCUCAUAUCUCUGAGUUCUCCAUGAAACAGGUUAUGGAUAUGCUUGACGAUUCUAUGAUCCCUAUCAGAGCGCAGGGUCUGCAGAAACUCAUCUGGGCCAUCAAGAGCAAUCACGUAACUCUUGCACAAGUGAUGCCUAUUCUUUUGAAAAACUUGGCUGAUGAUGACUCGUAUAUAUACCUGAACUGUGUUAAGAUGGUUGAGAUUUGCAUUGAAAGGUAUCCUGAUGGAUUGGAGACCUUUGCCGGCAUUUACACGGACAAGAAGAUGGCUGAAGGAGUGCGUCUCAAGCUGGGAGAAGGAUUGGCCAAGGCUAUUGAGCGUCUGGCUGCUGACCGUCGAUACGUCAACAUUCUGGCUCCCAAACUGUUCCAGAUUAUUCGACCCGAUAACCAGUACGAGAACGAAGUGCGCAUUUCUGCUCUGUCUCUAAUCUCGAUUCUGUGCGAACGAAACGAGGGUCUCUACACCUCUGAAGGUGAUGCUUUUGACGUCGCUCUGGGUGUGCUUACACAUGAGCAUGGCGAUAUUGACGUCAGAAGAGCUGCAGCUAGACUGUUGGUUACACUCACAAUGUAUAUGAACGGUAAUCAUUGGGAUCAGAUCAAAACCCAGGCUCAACACGUGUAUGACAAUGAUGCCGACGAUGUUGUUAAGGGUUACUGCAAGGAGAUUCUGGAGUACAUUUCCCAUGCCACUGCGAGUUGA